Nycticebus coucang (slow loris) is the source of this 6112-nucleotide messenger RNA. It is a transcript of the gene EGR3, whose product is annotated as early growth response 3. Gene Ontology annotation, biological process: regulation of transcription by RNA polymerase II. Bases 2274 to 3437 code for a protein of 387 amino acids. Lineage: Eukaryota; Metazoa; Chordata; Mammalia; Primates; Lorisidae. The record is from RefSeq and is a predicted model, not a curated record. The transcript is spliced from 2 exons. Gene Ontology annotation, molecular function: RNA polymerase II cis-regulatory region sequence-specific DNA binding; DNA-binding transcription factor activity, RNA polymerase II-specific.
CCGCCCACGCCCCCGACCGGCCGCUCGCCCCCCAGGGAAGGAGCCGGGGGCGGGAGCCGCAGCAUGCCCUGAUUCCGGCCUGAGCGCGGGACCGCUGCAGCGCGCUCCCUGCCCGCGCCGCGCGGGCGGAGGAGAGCCCGGGGGCGCCGUGGCUCCCUGGUACCAGAGUGGGGAGCCUGGCGGGAGAAGCGGCGAGUAGGGGAGAAGGGGUUCGCGGGCGGCGGGAAUCCCUCCUUUCCCAAGAACUGGAGAAGAUGGGGGAGGCCGGGUCCUCCCAUCCCCGGCUCUCCACCGAGCCAAGUAGAGGGGAGGGGAGAGAGGUUGUCAUCCGCCCCCACCACGAUGUGCAGCUCGGGAGUUCCUCCCACACGUCCCGGCCCGCGUGGCCCACCCACAGCGUGAGGCCGGGGGAUCCUGUCUUCCUCCUUGACAGCACUCCCACUCCCCCUGAGAAACGCGCGUCCCCCAACCCGUCCCGAUUCCCCAGCAGGGGACGCGGGAUUCACCGCGCCCACGCGGCCACCGAGGAGGGAAUCCUCCCCCGCCAAGCCGGAGUGAUUUGGGGUCGCACCUCCACGCUUCCUCCCUCUCCUCCCGCUCGCCCGCGGUCCCGCGGCGCGCGCUCUGGGAGCAGGCCUUGGGGAACACAUCAGCCGCCCCCGGGAUCCGCUGCAGCCCGGCGAGGUGACAGCGCUCCGGGUCGAAACACAGGCGGCCCUUGAGUGCAGAGCGCCAGCAGGCAGCAAUGGGUGGGGACAGCCCUGUGGAAGGCUAGAGGGUGGGGAGAGAAGAGGGGGGAGGCCUCUGUGUGGCUCAAAGAUAGUGGGUUCAGCGUCUUCCUGCUGCAACUCAGCGGCGGGCCCUUCGCAGGCUGCAGUAGACAGCGCCUGCACCCGGCCUGCUGGGCCCUCCUGCCAUCCUGUGGCCAAAGGGGUUGCUUUGAAACGUUAGAGAAUUUACCAGAGAUUCGGUGCACGUGUUUUCUAUUCCAACUUCAUUCCUUCUUCAUCACCAAAAUCACACAUCCACGACCCCAGAUAUACCAAACUCUUGCCUCUGGAGCAACUACUGGGCUGCUACUGCGCUCAGGCUCAGCCGGGAGUCAGAGCGGGGUCAGGGGUCCCCAGAGGGGCAGGGGCGUGGACAAAGAAUCGAAGUGGGCACAAAAGUUUUCGGGAUAGUGGACCAAGGGAUCCUGACACGCUAACCCUCCCCCCCGCCAUUGCUUCUAAUCUCGGGCGAGGUCCUGGACGCGGGGGGCGCUGCAGGAACAGGGUGGUGGGAAUGCACACCUCCCGGGCUCCCCAGAAGUUCCCUGGCUGCAAAGGGACAUCGCCAGGUGUUUUCAACUCUUUCUUCCUGCUGGGGGUGCUGGAGACCACUUGCAAAGAGCCCCACCCCACCUCUCACCGUCCGCUAAACCCCUAAACUAGCUCUCCUAGUGCGGACCUCAAAGGCACACUUAAGUUACUGGUUUUUCGACUCCGCGCGACAUGCUUUGCUCUCAGCUGAUUCCUUCUUUCCUCUCUCCUCUUUCAUUUUUCUUCUUCCCUCUCUUCUAUUUCUCUCCUUCUCUCUUUUUUUAAGAGCGGCGAGCGGUGCGGGCGCCGCACGUUGGCUGCGGCCCGCUUCCUGCUUUCUAAUGUUCCAUUGUGAGGAGCUUCCAUUGUGACGUCGCGCCCCUUCGGCUGGGCUUUGUCUGUCCAUAUAUGGGCAGCUACGUCACGGAGCUUUCCCGGGGCUCAGAUAAAUAGGCUGGUGGAGUUCCCUGGCUGGGAGCUUUUGGGCAGCAGUGAGCUUGCUAGGAAGCGGCGGGGCUGGUGGUGGUGGUAGCAGCGGCGGCGGCAGCGGCAGAGGCGGCGGCAGCAGCGGCGGCGGUGGUGGUGGCAGAUCGGGGGGCGGGGGGGCCGCGGGCGCGUGUCUGUUUGUGAGAUCAAUACUGAGGCCGCGUCCGACCCCCUCGGGCCGAGAUCCCCCCCCAGCCCAGCCCCCACCCCACCCGCUGCGAAACGCCCCACCCCACCCCCACGACCCAGCCAGCUGAGACACCCAAGAGGAUUACCCCCUUUGCCCCCUCCCACCCCCCCCCAAAAAGAAGCUCCCCUCUCUUGGCCCAUCCCUUCCCUUCUUCCCUCUCCCCUCCCCCCGAACUUUCCCUCUCGCAUGCUUUUCCCCUGCACCACGGAUCGCCUCUCGGAUGCCGCUUGCCUGGAAGCUGCGUUAGGAGGGAGCGGUGGCGGCGGUGGCGGCGGCGGCGGCAGCUCGGGAGUGCUAUGACCGGCAAACUCGCCGAGAAGCUGCCGGUGACCAUGAGCAGUUUGCUAAACCAACUGCCUGACAAUCUGUACCCCGAGGAGAUCCCCAGCGCGCUCAACCUCUUCUCCGGCAGCAGCGACUCGGUAGCCCAUUACAAUCAGAUGGCUACAGAGAAUGUGAUGGACAUCGGUUUGACCAACGAGAAGCCCAACCCAGAACUCUCUUACUCGGGCUCCUUCCAGCCAGCCCCCGGCAACAAGACCGUGACCUACUUGGGAAAGUUCGCCUUUGACUCCCCUUCCAACUGGUGCCAGGACAACAUCAUUAGCCUCAUGAGCGCCGGCAUCUUGGGGGUGCCCCCGGCCUCAGGGGCGCUCAGCACGCAGACGUCCACCGCUAGCAUGGUGCAGCCGCCGCAAGGCGACGUGGAGGCCAUGUAUCCGGCGCUGCCCCCCUAUUCCAACUGCGGUGAUCUCUACUCGGAGCCAGUGUCUUUCCACGACCCCCAGGGCAAUCCCGGGCUCGCCUAUUCCCCCCAGGAUUACCAAUCGGCCAAGCCGGCCUUGGACAGCAAUCUCUUCCCCAUGAUUCCUGACUACAACCUGUACCACCACCCCAACGACAUGGGCUCCAUUCCGGAGCACAAGCCCUUCCAGGGCAUGGACCCCAUCCGGGUCAACCCGCCCCCCAUUACUCCUCUGGAGACCAUCAAGGCAUUCAAAGACAAGCAGAUCCACCCGGGCUUCGGCAGCCUGCCCCAGCCGCCGCUCACGCUCAAGCCCAUCCGGCCCCGCAAGUACCCCAACCGGCCUAGCAAGACCCCGCUCCACGAACGGCCCCACGCGUGCCCAGCAGAGGGAUGCGACCGCCGUUUCAGCCGCUCGGACGAGCUGACCCGGCAUCUGCGCAUCCACACGGGCCAUAAGCCCUUCCAGUGCCGGAUCUGCAUGCGGAGCUUCAGCCGCAGCGACCACCUCACCACUCACAUCCGCACACAUACGGGCGAGAAGCCCUUUGCCUGCGAGUUCUGCGGGCGCAAGUUUGCGCGCAGCGACGAGCGCAAGCGCCACGCCAAGAUCCACCUCAAGCAAAAGGAGAAGAAGGCGGAGAAGGGGGGUGCGCCCUCGGCAUCUUCAGCUCCCCCAGUGUCUCUGGCCCCCGUGGUCACCACCUGCGCCUGAGGCACUGGCCCCCAGAUCCCCACUUUUCCCCUUCAGUGCCUCCCGGCUGCUCGCCUGAAAGCAGCGGGAAAGCCAGCCACGGAGGCGCAGGGGCCGCGCCCUGGCCUCUCCAUGGACGUGCGGCCCCUUGCUCCCCUUCGAUGCCCCCGGUUCCCACCCUUUCACACCGGCCAGCGGUCGAGGGGCCAGAGCUGGAGAUGCCUUCCCCUCGCUGUCCCCCCACCCCCUUAGCCAAGGCGUGGGGGCGGAAAGGUGGCGUCUAGCCCGCUUUGUUCAGUCGGAUCGCCUUGAUCCAGGGGCCGCUGGGCAGCGCCAAGGACCUGCGGGGGACUAAAGGCGGAGCCCACCAACCCUCGCCUGACCCAAACACCUCACUGUUUCCCCAGUGUUUCCCUCGGUUCCCCUCGAAGACUCGAGAGGGGGAGGGGGUUAAGAAGCGCACCAAAGCGCAGAGCUUGCUGCCCGCCGCACGCACGCGCGCCUGCGUGCGGGAUGCGCGCGAGUGUGUGCGUGCUCGCGUGUGAGUGUGUGUAUGUGUAUGUGUGUGUGUGUGUGUGUUCGCGCGCGCGCGCGCGCGCGUCUAUGUGUGUUAGACUCUUGAGCUGAACUGGGCUGUGUCUACCCCAAACUCUUCCCCACAUUGGGUCCCCAGGCCGCUGGGGGAUGUCCCAGGCUGGGGGCCUGCACGUGGCCGGAGGAGAUGGUCUUCCGUCUGCUCUGAAAUAAUGUUUCUUACAGAAAUGCCUCGGAUGCCGCCGCCGCGGGGCCGCUGCCGCCGCUUCGGGUUUGGCCCCUCAGAACCCCUCCUUUUCUGAGCGCUUCCCUCUUAGGCCUCAGGGCAGUUUGAUCUGCGGGGAGAAGAGCAGCCAUCACUGAGCCUGCCUUUAUAUAUAUGUAUUUUCUCAGCCCCACUUUUAAAAAUGUUCCUGAGUUUGCCCUCCGCCCGUUUUCCCUUCCUUUUCCCUCCCCACCAAGGCUUCUCCCCAUCUCUCCCAAAAUCUUUUCCCAGAAAGGCAGGCCUCAACCAUUCACUCCAGCUUUCUAUUUUUUUCUCAUCUACCCAUUUCUCUUUCCACUAUUCAUAAGAAAGCUGGCUUUGGUUUUGCCCUUUGUCAUCACCAACACAGCAGAUAGAAAUUAAAUGUGUGUAUGUAUGUGUAUGUGUGUGUAUGCAGAUACACACAGACAUAUAUAUAUAUAUAUAAAACAUACCCAGUAUAUGUAUUCCUAGAAAGAUAAAAUUUCUAAGGUAUUUGGUUAUCCAGUGCAGUGCACUGGAAUAAAGAGAAUUUGUAGGUGUAUACAGCUUUAAAUGGUUUAUUUUUUAUGAAAAUGUUAACGGAUGAGAUUAUAUCUACAUACGUGUGUAUGUGUGCGUGGAUAUAUACAUACACGUAUCUGUACACAUGUGUUUGUAUAUACAUACACACAUCUCUGUCCAAAUGGUCCUCAAAGAUGGGGGAUUUUUUUUUCAUUAAUCCAUGUUGAUGAAUGAGAUGUCUCUUUUCCAUAUCCCAGCCUCACCUUCUCCCUGCCCUACCUCACCUCUUCUCAGGCACCCCCCUGUCCCCAGCUGUCCUGCCCAGCACUUCUCUAGCACAGGGUGGCUCUUUUGGAAUAGUAGGGAAGGUUGCUCUGUGACACAGCUUCCAGCACAGUCUUGACUGAAUGUACCCGUCCCCAUUAGCGUUAUUUCUCCUGUGGUCCGUUAAAGCUGCCCAGAGAGAAAAAAACCAAGGUCUAGAGUUUACAGAAUGUCUGUUUUUAAAGUCACUUUAUGCGUUUCCCACUUUUUUUUUUUUUAAAGGAAAAAAAGCACCGGUUUUUUGGUGGUGGAUAAAUAAUACUAAAUGGACUUUAGUGAAGGGGGGGCUCAAAGAGCAGGGGGGGUUGUGAAUUUCCAGGUACUUGGACUUUUUGUAGAAGGAGAGAGAAGAUGAAGUUUGCCAGGAGGGCCCAUAUUUUUUCAGCUGAAGGGUAAAAUCUUUCUUUGCAAAGACAGUAUUUUGCUGAAUACUUUUUAUAAUGUGAUGAUUAUUAAAAAAACAAAAAUUUUGGUCACUUCAAAGCUGGAAGGAGGAAUCAGAUAUCCUUUAAUAUUUUUUCCUUGCUCCUUCUGGUGUAUGCAUGCCACUGCAUGUUAACUCUGAGUUUUCCUUUGUUUUAAUAAAACUGUUCUCAGACAUUUAAGCUAAACUAAGAGAAAAAUAACUUUGUUGCCAAAACGUUGUGCUAUCCGGAUUUUUUUAUAUGUCUGCAUGUUUAAAAAAAAAGAACAAAAGAAAAUGCACUCUAACUUAUGUGAACUGAGAGGGAAAAAAAUAAUCAGGUUUUAAACAGGAAAACCUAUGGGGAAUGAUAUUUUUUGAAAGACUUUUGUAUAAAGUUGAGUACUUAGAAAAAGACAAACCAGAUGUAAUAUAUUUUGUGGAUGUUUUUAUUUCUUGGAUUUAUAGUACCUUAUACUAAGGUUAAAAAAUAUGCUUGAUAUUGUGAAAAGGUGAAAUUCUUCACCAACAUUUCAUUUGCUCCUUUGUCACGUUGUUAUGCCAAUAUAAUAUAGUUCAUGAAAACAGCAUUUUUAAAAACCGAAAUAUUGAAAUGGUGUAAUGUUGUACCAUUUGCACUGUGAGCAAAUGCUAAUACAGUAAAUAUAUUGUGUUUGCUGACAAUCA